AUGCGUCUCAAUUGGAUUCUUGUCACCGUCUUACUUGUCCUGCUAUCGAUAGUUCUCACCAGUAGAACAGUCGAUGCAAGCAAGAAAUCGAAACAAGAAAACAAAGAAGAAUCACGCGUUUCCGACAACGAUGAUGACGACAAUGAUGAUAAAAAAGCAAAACUAAUCGGACGUGAACGUGCUUCAGGUUUUCUAUCGUAUAACGAAUGUAUGAGGAGGAUGAACUGUGCCAAAUCACGACGAGAGGAAUGCAGCGAAGAGUGUGCAACAGGUAAUACCGAAAAUGAAAUGGAAGAAUAUUCUGAAAUAUUCGAAAAUCUUGAAAAUUAUAAAGAAGAUUCGAAAAAGAAUAGACCAAGAAAGCAAGAUGAUGACGAUGACGACAGCGACGAUGAUACCAAUACUAAUGAAGAAGAAGAAGCUGAUGAGGAAGAAAAGGAUGAAGAAGAAGGUACCAACAAUGAGGAAGACAAUGAUGAAGAAGAAAAGGAUGAAGAAGAAGGUACCAACAACGAAGAAGACAAUGGUGAGGAGGAAAAUGAAGAAGAAGAGAAGGAUGAAGAAGAAGGUACCAACAAUGAGGAAGACAAUGAUGAAGAAGAAAAGGAUGAGGAAGAAGCUGAUGAAGAAGAAAAGGAUGAGGAAGAAGCCGAUGAAGAAGAAAACGAUGAGGAAGAAAAGGAUGAAGAGGAAGGUACCAACAACGAGGAAGACAAUGGUGAGGAGGAAAAUGAAGAAGAAGAAAAGGAUGAAGAAGAAGGUACCAACAAUGAGGAAGACAAUGAUGAAGAAGAAAAGGAUGAGGAAGAAGCUGAUGAAGAAGAAAACGAUGAGGAAGAAAAGGAUGAAGAGGAAGGUACCAACAACGAGGAAGAUAAUGAUGAGGAAGAAAACGAAGAAGAAGAAGCUGAUGAAGAAGAAGGUACCAGCAACGAGGAAGACAAUGAUGAAGAAGAAAAUGAGGAAGAAGAAGCUGAUGAAGAGGAAAACGAUGAGGAAGAAAACGAUGAAGAAGAAGGUACCAACAACGAGGAAGACAAUGAUGAGGAGGAAAAUGAAGAAGAAGAAGCUGAUGAGGAAGAAGAAGAUGAGGAAGAAGGUACCAACAACGAGGAAGACAAUGAUGAAGAAGAAAACGAAGAAGAAGAAGCUGAUGAAGAGGAAAACAAAGAAGAGAAAGAUGAUGAUGAUGAUGACGAUAACAACGAAAAUAACAAAGAAGAAGACAACGAAGAAGAGGAAAAUGAUGAGGAAGAAAAGAAAGAAGAAGAAGAUGAUGAUGAUGACAAUGAUGAUGAUGAUGACAAUAACGAAAACAGCAAAGAGGAAGAAAACGAAGAAGAAGAAAAUGAUGAAGAAGAAAAGAAUGAAGAGGAAGAAGAUGACGACGAUGAUGACAGUAACGAAAAUAAGAGCAAAGAAGAAAACCAAGAGGAAGAAAAUGAUGAAGAAGAGAAAAACGAAGAAGAGGAAAACGAUGAUGAUAAUGAAUCCAAGAAUAAAAAGUCAAAACGUCGUAAUUAA
Messenger RNA from Adineta ricciae, 1524 nucleotides. NCBI's taxonomy places the organism in Eukaryota, Metazoa, Rotifera, Eurotatoria, Adinetida, Adinetidae. The record is from the annotation of a GenBank genome assembly.